Molecule: messenger RNA, 1770 nt
Organism: Schistocerca cancellata (South American locust)
Lineage: Eukaryota; Metazoa; Arthropoda; Insecta; Orthoptera; Acrididae
Exons: 7
Coding region: 388-1770 (460 amino acids)
Source: RefSeq, a predicted model, not a curated record
CUCAGCAGAGCCGGCAGCAGCGCCAGUAGCAGCGGCAGCAGCAGCGGAGCCGCGGGCCACUACGCGGUGCACUCCUCAGACGGCGAGCAACAGGACGCCAGCGGCAGCUACGUCACCGUCUGCCAGAACCUGCAGGCGGACAGCGAUUCUGAAGCAGAGCCAGAACCAGCAGAGGUAGCAGAAGGGCAUGAGGCCGCCGGUGGAGGUUGCUGCACUCUGACCAGGAGCAGGGCAAGAACCAGGAGCGCUGCCGGCAGAAGCAGAAGCAGAAGUAGCAGCAACAGCAGCAGCAGGGGGCAGCGCGGGACAGCCGACCGCUGCGGCGGCGGAUCUCAGCAGCAGCCGCAACAACAACAACAACAACAACAACAACAAGACGCUGAAGACAUGUCGCGCCGGCCACAGGUGUUGCGGGUGACGGACUCCGCCAACUCGGUGCUGACGCCGCGCAGGUCCCCGGGCACGCCCCCGACGCCGCCCCCGGCGCCGGCCGUCGUCGCGACGCUCACCACGUGCCCCGCGGCGGCGCCGCCGCCUCUCGACGCUAAGGCGCUGCGCGUCCAUCACGAGGCCGCGCUCUCUGACGCCUCCUUCAGGGCGCUGAGCUGCAAGGACGGCGAGUCUCCUGCGCACGCGCAGUCGCAGUGCCACUCGCUGGAGCGCGGCGCGCGCUUCGGACUGCACAGGUCGGUGCCGGGGCGGCUGGACGCGCACAGCCAGGGCGACCACGACCAGGGGGGGACGGACAGCCAGCAGCAGCAGGAGCCUCUGGAGGCGGCGCUGGACGGGCUGGCGCGCUACCUGCAGUCCAACAGGCAGGGGCUGCGCGACCUGCUGCUCACCAGCGCGCUCGUCGUCGUCGAGCCGCUGCCGCCGGGGGCGGCUGCGGGAGGCGGGGGCGGGGGCGGCGCCGCCGUGGAGCGCGCCAAGAGCUACACCAUCCCGCGCGCGCUGCGCUUCUUCCACCCCAAGCGCCACAACAGGGAACUGCUGGACGAGGAGCUGCCAGACCCGGACACGGUGCGCCGCGCGCGGCAGGUGUUCGAGGCGACGCUGGCCGCCGGGGGCGGCCUCGGAGGCGGAGGCGCCGCCCCCACGCCCCCUGCCUCCGGGCGGCGAGCGCUGUCCGCCCCCGGCCGCCGCUGGACGGACUGCGGCAGCGUCUCGUCCGGAGUCUCCAGCGACCUCAGCAGCUCGUACGAGGCGCGCAGCUCCAGGGGGUCGGACUCGGACCGCGGCAGCGGCGACGACGAUGACGACGACGAAGACGAGGAGGACGCGGGCCGCGGCGGCAGCCCUGCUGGAGAGGCGCGCGUAUCUGGAGAGGUGCUGGAGCGCAUCCGCGCGCGCGGCCUCAGCGUCACCUACUACGGGGGGCGGGUGGUGGCGCGCACCCCCGCAACGCCCCCGGUCGCAGCCGUGCUCAGCGAGAUCGGCGGCGGCGGCGGCGGCUUCCGCCUCGUCAAGAGCCACAGCUGCGGCUCCAGGCUGCAGCUCGCCGCCGACGUGGGUAGCAGUCCCAGUGAAGAAGGGCCGGUCUUCACCUCCACCCUGGGAGACGUCUCGCUGCGGCCGCCGCCGCCCCAGGAGGAGCAGAAGAGCAGGAAGAGCGGCAAGGAGGCGGCCGACAGCCGCCUGGCCGCCUACUGCGGCGGGGGCGCGGCCGCCCAGCCCCGGCGCUACCCCGACAUGGAGUUCGAGGAGUUCCAGGUGCUGGAGGACGGCGCUGGAGUCCAGGGCCAGAGGGGCGCCGUCUGCGGGGCCGCCUGA